This is a messenger RNA of Vigna angularis (adzuki bean), 2175 nucleotides long. RefSeq names its product beta-glucosidase-like SFR2, chloroplastic. The coding region runs from base 199 to 2085 and encodes 628 amino acids. The record is from RefSeq and is a predicted model, not a curated record. Gene Ontology annotation, molecular function: beta-glucosidase activity. Gene Ontology annotation, biological process: carbohydrate metabolic process. The transcript is spliced from 10 exons. Lineage: Eukaryota; Viridiplantae; Streptophyta; Magnoliopsida; Fabales; Fabaceae.
CACUCCUAUGCUGGCACGCGCCACGUGGAUACAACACUCACUCUCAAUCUUUCGCAGUGAGAGACUAAGUUCAGAAAACGCCGGUGAAAGUAGCGUCGUUGAUUUGGGGGAAGUGACGUGGAGAUCACGCGCACCUUGUCAUCUUCUUCUAUUUUUCAUGGCUUAGAGGGUUACUUAGCAACUGAAACACGCAUUACGAUGACGCUGGUCGCGCUCUUCCUCACCGCCACCAAGCUCGCCGGAGCUCUCUUUACUCUCACCGUUGCCGCCAACGCCUUCUCCUACUCCCGCUUCCGCAAGAACAACCUUCGCCGAUUCCGCUCCCCUAUCGACGAAACUUCCGACACUCUCGCCGACUUCAACGUCUCCGAAGAAGAGUUUUUCUUUGGUCUGGGUACAGCACCGGCUCAUGUCGAGGACAGGCUUGAUGAUGCUUGGAUCCAGUUCGCUGAGGAAAAGACCGGUGACUCCGAGGGGAGGCAGACAGUGGAUGCUGUGAUGGGUUCUGCUUCUGGCGACGGUGGUUCCCAGCGGGCCGUGACGUCUCCGCGGGGCAGGAAGCCUCUUAAGUUGGCUAUGGAGGCCAUGAUUAGGGGAUUUGAGAAGUACUUGGAAGUGGAAGGAAAAGAAGGGGAAGAAGAACCUCGUCCUAAUGUAACUGCUUGGCAUAAUGUUCCACGCCCGGAGGAGAGGUUAAGAUUUUGGUCUGAUCCUGAAACAGAAAUAAAUUUGGCCAAGGAUACUGGUGUUACCGUUUUUCGCAUGGGAAUAGAUUGGACAAGAAUCAUGCCAAUGGAGCCAGUAAACAGCCUUAAUGAAUCUGUUAACUAUGCUGCAUUGGAACGGUAUAAGUGGAUUAUCAAUAGGGUUCGAUCAUAUGGAAUGAAGGUGAUGCUUACACUUUUCCAUCACUCACUUCCACCCUGGGCUGGUGAAUAUGGCGGUUGGAAGCUGGAAAAGACAGUGGAUUAUUUCAUGGACUUUACCAGGCUUGUUGUAGACAGUGUCUCAGAUUUGGUAGACUAUUGGGUAACAUUUAAUGAGCCCCAUGUCUUCUGUAUGCUUACUUACUGUGCUGGUGCUUGGCCUGGAGGUCAUCCUGAUAUGCUUGAGGUCGCAACUUCAGCACUUCCAACUGGUGUUUUUCAGCAGGCCAUGCAUUGGAUGUCUGUUGCACACUCAAAGGCAUAUGAUUACAUCCACGGACAAAGUAACCCAUUAAAUUCAAUAGUUGGUGUAGCACAUCAUGUGUCAUUUAUGCGACCCUAUGGUUUGUAUGACAUUGCUGCUGUUUCACUGGCUAAUUCAUUGACUCUCUUCCCAUACAUUGAUGGAAUAUCUGAAAAGCUGGACUAUAUAGGCAUAAACUACUAUGGGCAGGAAGUGGUUUCGGGGGCAGGCCUGAAGCUGGUGGAAAAUGAUGAGUAUAGUGAAUCUGGUCGUGGGGUAUACCCUGAUGGCUUAUACCGCAUGUUGCUUCAAUUCCAUGAAAGAUACAGACAUCUAAAAAUUCCCUUCAUCAUUACUGAAAAUGGGGUUUCGGAUGAGACAGAUUUGAUCCGCCGGCCAUAUCUCUUGGAGCAUUUGCUAGCUGUUUAUGCUGCCAUAAAAAUGGGUGUACGUGUACUUGGUUACCUGUUCUGGACUAUUUCUGAUAACUGGGAAUGGGCCGAUGGAUAUGGUCCCAAGUUCGGACUUGUUGCAGUUGACCGGGCAAAUAAUCUUGCACGGAUCCCUCGCCCCUCUUACCAUCUAUUUUCUAAAAUUGUGAACACGGGCAAAGUUACACGUGAAGAUCGUGAACGAGCAUGGGAUGAACUCCAAAGAGCUGCCAAAGAGAAGAAAACGAGACCAUUUUAUCGGGCUGUGAAUAAACACCGUUUAAUGUAUGCAGGUGGACUUGAUGAGCCAGUACAGCGACCUUAUAUAGAUCGAGAUUGGCGGUUUGGUCAUUACCAGAUGGAAGGACUCCAGGAUCACUUGAGCCGCUUCUCACGAUUCAUUAUUCGACCCUUCUCCCCCAAAAAGAAAACAAAAUCUCAAGAGAAGAAUCCCAAAUUAAUUCUUCAGCCUCUUGAAACUUAACACUUCACAACUUACCUAUUUCUCUUGUUCUGAAAUCUAUAUUUUGUGCACCAAGCACUUUUAAUUUCAAUAUUCAAGUGAGUUGCUUUA